Molecule: messenger RNA, 2388 nt
Organism: Aspergillus puulaauensis
Lineage: Eukaryota; Fungi; Ascomycota; Eurotiomycetes; Eurotiales; Aspergillaceae
Product: Zn(II)2Cys6 transcription factor
Exons: 7
Coding region: 1-2388 (795 amino acids)
Biological process (GO): regulation of DNA-templated transcription; DNA-templated transcription
Molecular function (GO): DNA-binding transcription factor activity, RNA polymerase II-specific; zinc ion binding; DNA binding
Source: RefSeq, a predicted model, not a curated record
AUGCCUCCCCGACCUUCAUAUACGAAAUCUGCGCGAAAACACGUCACAACUGCGUGCAAUCCAUGUCGAGAGGGCAAAGUCAAAUGCGACGGUGUUGCCCCCGUCUGCAGGAAUUGCAGAGUAAAGGGCAAGAAAUGCAGUUAUCGACAAGCGGAUGAUAAACGCAAGAUUCCGUUGCGGAUCACAAUCGGUGUCCUUGCUAGGCGAAUAAACCAGCUUUCUCGAUUUAUCCAGGAUCACGAAUUGGAAGUUCCACCGAUGCCAGACACGGACUAUUCGACAAUCAGGGGUAUUUUUGAGGCAUCCGAGCUAGUGGAGCUCGAGGCACUGUCGGGUAGAGAGAAAGUUGGUGGACUGGGAACUUCUAUAGCUCGCGCUAGCGUGCGAGAAGUUCUGGAAGCUGAAGGACGCAGACCCGGGGUCACUCCUGACGAUAAUAUUGCCAUUGCCCUUCAGACCCCUUUGUCGGGACCAGCUAGCGAAGAAACGACUAUUGCUCAGGGGUUACUGCCCCCGAUAUCUUCGGUAUAUCCUCCUGACGCCCCGAACCGGGCUUCCGACGAACCUGUUGCGGACGAAUCUCAGAACAUUGUCUCUACACUUAUAGAGCUCGCUGAUGCAGGUCAUUUCCAAACGGCUACCAGGGCACCGGUUAUUGAAACCGAUCCUUCCGACAGCAACGAAGAAGAAGAGGAGGAAGAUGAAGUCACGAACCAGCUUUCGUGCCGUUUGGGUAAACUGCAGGUAACACAUGACGGACAACUGAGAUAUUUUGGUUCGACAUCAAAUUUUACACUGCUAGAUAUCCUGGUUGACAUUACCCCUUCUACUCCUGCGUCUAUUCAGAAAAGCACGCAGGAGACUCUGGACAAUGCAGAUCUUGGUUUAACCGUAGACGAGUCAUUUGAGAAACAUAUGCUCCAGCUUUACUUUGCCUGGCAUGAUCCAUGCUUGCAUGUAGUCAGUGAAGAGAUAUUUUGGCGGUCGAGAACGCGAAAAAUACAUGAUGGUGUUGAUACGCCGUACUACUCGCGAGCCUUGGUUGACGCAAUGUGCGCAGUCGGUGCUGCAUAUGAACCAAAGCAUCAUCCAGACUUUGUAACGUUCCCUCGAUCCCUCUCUGAGUUCUUCGCCGAUAGGGUGAAGAUUCUGCUCGAGUCGGAGUUGGAAAACCCAACCCUAGCAACUAUUCAAACGUUAGUCAUUCUAAGCGCCUAUGAAGCGUCAUGCACCAGGGAUACUCGGGGAUGGCUUUACAGUGGAAUGGCCAUGCGCCUCGCAUCUGACCUUGGACUGCACCUUGAUAUGGCGCCGUAUGUUGCUCGCGGCACAAUUCCGUCCGAGAAUGCCGAAGUGCGCCGUAUAACCUUUUGGGCUGUAUACAUGAGCGAACAGUUCUGGGGAUACUACCUAGGCCGACCUACUCGAAGUCCCAUGGAGGGAGUUACAGUUUCAAAACCAGGAUGGAAUAGCUCUCUUCCUCCGGAAAAGUGGAAACAGUACGCCUCCCCGCAUUUAUCCAGCACCAAUAUGGCGAAUCUUCCCAAUCCACUCGGGUUGGUAUGCUACCAAUGGGUGUCUCUAUAUGACUGUAUGAUACCCCUUACGGAUGUUUUAUAUGGGUGCUGUGAGAUAUCCAAACACCGACUCCAAGAGCUCACCUUCAACACGGUCGAGAGCCUGCGACUGUGGAAAGCGAAUCUCCCAGGGGAGCUUGACAUUUAUGAAAUAACCCAUUACUUGCAACCUCUCCCCCACGUCCUAGCUCUCCACAUGCAAUACCAUCAGUUAAUGAUCCACUGCCACCGUCCUUAUAUAUCUAGGAAUCAUAUUCAACCGCAAAAGCCGCCGCAGGGCCCUGGGUCCUCUCACGCCAGGACGAUGUGCGUUGAUUCUGCAACAUCCAUAUCCAACAUUCUCACCCUGUACGAGCGGUAUUACACUUUCCGACGUGCGAACUUUCAAAUUGUCUCAUUUAUCUUCUCUGCUGCACUGAUUUUGAUUUUUGCUAUGGACCCAACGGGACAAGGUGAGCAGGAUCGCGGAUUAGUAGCCCACUUGAGUACCUGUUUUCGGGCGUUAGAUGAAAUGGGCGUCCAGUUUGAGAGUGCGAAGAGGACGAGUACGUUCCUCAGUGCCUUACAACGCGAGUGGUCUAGUCGGAGACGGAACGUGAUGAGCAGGGGAGUGAAGAGGAAGUUUGAUCCUGGUGCUUAUGAAUCGCAGAGUGCGGAGUCGCUGGUGAACCAGAAUCAGACAAUUCAUGAGGCCGGAUCAGGCAUCUGGGGCGGAGACUCGGGCGAAGUGCCACCUUACGCGCUCGACUUUAUGGAGCCAGAUCUGUGCAAUAUCCUGCUGAGCGAAGGGAUUCCUCGGUCCUUUAUUUAG